AUGUCCGUCACCUUUUCUACGACAAAAGCCGUAGCAGCUAUUUGCGUAGCAAUGUUAGUCGAACGAGGACGACUUCGAUAUGACGACCGCGUUUCCACCUACUGGCCGGGAUUUGCCAGACAUGGAAAAGAGAAUAUCACUGUUCAAAUGGCACUUUCUCAUGAGGCAGGGUUGGGUUACUUAGACACACCCAUAACGGAAGAGAUCGCCGCUGAUCACAACAAAAUCAGAGAAAUCCUUGAAAAUGAGGAGCCCAAAUGGGAACCCGGUAGGAAGAAUGGAUACCAUGCUUACACCUUUGGAUGGAUUGUAGAUCAAAUCGUUCGCCACGUAGACGAAAAACAAAGAAGUAUCGGGCAGUUUCUGAGAGAAGAGAUUACAGGGCCAAAUCAUAUCGACUACUAUAUUGGUCUGCCUUUUGAAGAGGAAUAUAGAGUGGCAAGAGUAACCGUGCCGUCUAUUUGGGAACGGCUUAGUGAAGUUCUAUACGAUUGGCGUGUAUCAUGGUACUUCCUUUCUCUUUGGAAGUUAGUCAGGGACACUCCAUUAUCUCGAGCAGUCAAUAAUCCCUCAUGGUUGCAAGCUGUUUCUAAAUGUACUUUGAACAAUCCAGAUUAUCACCAUCUUGAACAGGCUGCUGCUCUGGGAAUUGGGAAUGCCAGGUCUUUGGCCACGAUAUUUGAUCUUGUAAGUUGCUUUGUAUAG
This is a messenger RNA of Strongylus vulgaris, 705 nucleotides long. The record is from the annotation of a GenBank genome assembly. NCBI's taxonomy places the organism in Eukaryota, Metazoa, Nematoda, Chromadorea, Rhabditida, Strongylidae.